This is a messenger RNA of Trifolium pratense (red clover), 1793 nucleotides long. Its product is annotated as transcription factor TCP15-like. Lineage: Eukaryota; Viridiplantae; Streptophyta; Magnoliopsida; Fabales; Fabaceae. The coding region runs from base 382 to 1620 and encodes 412 amino acids. The transcript has a single exon. Gene Ontology annotation, cellular component: nucleus. Gene Ontology annotation, molecular function: sequence-specific DNA binding; DNA-binding transcription factor activity. The record is from RefSeq and is a predicted model, not a curated record.
CUAUCAUUCAUUUCCAUUCUCUCUCUCUCUCUCUCUCUCUCUCUCUCUCUCUCUCUCUCUCUCUCUCUCUCAAUUUUUCUCUCUCUUUCCAUCACAUACAACAACUCAGCUGCAGGAGCUAGCUCCCAUCUGAAAGGAAUUCCAUGCUCCACAAAAACACACAAUCUCAGAAAAAGAUAGACCCACUUGCCCACUAACCGAUAGGAAUUUGUGUGUCACCUCACCUCAUCUCUCACUUCCCAUACACACACAAAAUUUAGUGACAGUGAAAAAAAAUAUUUUUUUUUUCCUUAUAAAAAAACUAAACAAACCCCACCAAUUUUUUUUUCUUAAAAAAGUGCUUAUUAUUAAGAGAAAUUAAUUAUAUGAGAAAGCAAUAUCAUGGAAUUGGAAGGUGAUCAUCAAAAUAAUGGAAUCCGAAGCAGACCCAAUUUCCCUCUUCAGCUUUUAGAGAAAAAAGAUAACAAUAUCCUAGAUGUCUCCGAAGAACAACAACUUUGUUCAAACACCGCAAACGACGGCUCAGGCACCAUCAUCACAUCAGACAGCCAGAAAAAGCCAGCGCCAAAGCGGGCCUCGACGAAAGACCGGCAUACAAAAGUGGACGGACGAGGCCGCCGGAUCCGCAUGCCGGCGGCCUGUGCAGCUAGAGUGUUCCAGCUCACGCGUGAGCUGGGACAUAAAUCAGACGGUGAGACGAUCGAGUGGCUACUUCAACAAGCAGAGCCAGCUGUCAUCGCCGCCACCGGUACAGGAACAAUUCCGGCCAACUUUACUUCUCUUAACAUCUCUCUUAGAAGCUCAGGUUCAACUAUGUCAGCGCCAUCACACUAUUUUAGAGGUAACUACUUCAACCCUAGCUCGUUUUCAACCGCGGCAGCCGCGGCGGCUCAGCUUAGAAACCGAGCUGAAUGGGACAGAACUAUGAACAUGAAUAUGAACGUUACAGCUGAUGAUUCUAGAAGGAAUAACAAUAUGAUGGAGAAUCCUUCAUCUUUAUCAGCAAUUUUGAAUUUCAACAACGUGCAAAAUGCUAUUCUACAAGCAAAACAAGAGCUCCGGGAAGAAAACGCAACCGGAGGCGGCGGCGGUGGUGGAGGUUUUGAUUUAUUGGGUUCUGAUUCUGAUGGAAGCAUAGGGAGGAAAAGAAGGUCAGAGCAAGAAUUGUUAUCACAAAAUAUGGGAAGUUAUUUGUUACAAUCAAAUGUGGGGUCACUUCCUUCAAGUCAUGCUUCCAAUACGGCAGCGUUUUGGAUGGUAACAGGUAAUGGUAACCAAAGUGUUAAUGGUGGUGGUAAUGGAAAUGAUCCAAUUUGGGCAAUUCCUUCUGUUGGGAAUAAUGGUUUGUAUAGAGGAGCUAUGCCUUCUAAUGGAAUUCAUUUCAUGAAUUUUGCUUCUCCAAUGAAUCUUAUGCCUGGAAGUCAAUUAGGUUCUGGACUUGUCGGCGGUGGUGGUGGAGGUGGUACUGGUAUUAUGGCCGAAAGUAAUUUAAGUAUGCUUUCGGCCAUGAAUGCCUAUAGGCAGAUUCAGACAAAUGGCAUGUCCGAGUCGCCGGGGCAACAUCAUGGAGGAGGAGGAGGAGAUGAUGGACCUGAUGACUCGAGCAGUCAACAAUCCUAAAAUUAGGAUUAAUCAAGUAAUUACAAGUGUAUGAUCUAGCAUGUUAAUUUUCUUUUAAUUAUUAUAAUUACUACUACUAUAUAUAUUAGCUUUUCUAAUGUUUAAUUUGCAAAAAAUAUAUAUAAUAUUGUAUACAUAUAUAAAUAUAUUAUAUAUGUUAUAUGUUAUGUCCA